UCAAGUCCCUGGUCUCUCUAACUUCUACUCCACGCCGUAUUCCGAACAUUUCACUGCGUCAAUCCCCAGCGAAAAGCGCGCAACUGCAGAAGUCCACUGGAAUAUUUUUAAACGUGAUAGAUAUAUCGCUGCUUCGCAUGAGGAAGAAAACAAAAGCAAUUUGAUACUGUCGAAUCCGUAUUGCAACAAGGCAGCAGCAUGGCGCGCGGGCCUCGCGUUCCAGAGAAGGCAGGCAGGAUGUGGUUCUAGGAGCAGAAGUGUACAACUAGGAUCUGUGCAUCCUCUCCCGUUUUGGAAAUGACGGCGCCCAAGAGCAUCUUCACGAGUGCGGCGCUGCACUACACCAGCACGCCGAGCUUGCUGAGCUGUGCCUUCUGCGGCACCAGCACGGUUGUGUACGUUGCGGGGCGGCACCUGUGCUUUUUCGAUACCGCGACGGAGACUCGGGAGUUCGUGCCCCUCCCCGAGGGCGUUUUUGCCGCGAAAUGCCUCGCCGCGACCGGUCCCUACGUCGCGCUGGCGACCAGCGGCAUCUUUCCCUGCAUCUACGUUUUCAAAAACCGUGCUCUCGAGUUCGUCAUCCCAAAAGCGGCGGAGCUCGAUAUCCCCGACCUACAAUUUUCCGCCUGCGCAUCCAGGCUCUUUGCGCUGGGGAAAAGCUCGUAAGGAUUUGGAAUUGCUGAUUUGAUGUUAUCCGGUUCGUUGGUUGCGGUUGCUUCUCGUCCGGCAAGUGCCCUCGUGUGAGAUGAACUCGGGAGCGGCAAUUCCGUGGCCAAACAUACACUAUGCAUGCAGAAGUCGCUCGUCAGCCAUCUCCGGUUUAGUUCGUCUUUGGCUGGAGGUUGCGCAACCACGUUGCAUUUUUAGUAUUCACUUUUCCAAGUACUAAAGGUAAAGGUAGAGCUUCUGCAAAAGAGAAAAACCAAAACAGGACCGCCACGAAGCUGCUGAUCUACAGCACGGCGGACGGCAGCUUGCUCCCCGGAUGUGAAAACGUAACUGCGCUGCAGCGGUACCAGGUGGACCGGCUUUUCGUUUCGCCGCUGGACAAGGACCGAGUAUUUCUCUGCAACAGCGCCCGGCGAGUGUGCCAGCUGGUGCGUAUAGCCCGGCGGUUCAAGCGUUACAUCGUCACCAUCUGCGAUAACAGCAUCCCGGAGUUGGGCGAUUCCGAGAUGCUCGCACCGCUCGAAGGGUACUGAUACAGGGUUUUGUUUUUACUUUUAGCCGACGUCAACGGGGCCGCAAGGAAGCGCACCCACUUGUUUAGUCGCUUGGUUUGUGCAAUCUGCGGUCUCCUUCAGUGUGGAAAAGUGGAAUCUAGUACAAACAUACUUGUGCCACUUUAAUAGAAGUUAGUCAAUACCCCGACGACGCGCUCUACUUCUCAGGUACACGUGGACGCCGCGAGGUCGGUUCCUGGUUUCGACGCGCAACGCGGUGUUGUUGCUGUGCAAGGACACCUAUCAAAUGUAAAAAUGUCUGGGUCUGGAAGAAUGCAUGUUUGUCAUGCUUGUCUGGCAUGACUCUUAAAUCUGUCAUGCACAUUGCCCAAGAGACGUUUUUCUCUGUCAUGCGGAGACGCAGUUUGUCAUGCAGAAUAGGCAACACCUACAAGCUCAGAAAUUUGUCAUGCUGAGCUAGUACUUGUGGCCUCCUCAUGCUACGCCAGUCAGCAUGACAAGUUUCCAGACCCAGACAUUUUUACACUCCAUAACACCGGGAUGAUUUUGUACACGUGGCGCUCGCUCUCGGCCGUCGAGGACGAGCGGCUGGUGAACGGCUACUAUCCUGAGCAAAAAUGUACCCACCCUAGAGUUGUCAUGCAGAUUUGCAGCUACAGGAAGAUUUGUAGUGCGCAUCCACAUGAGAGGCAUUUUCAAUCGCGUUUUGCGCUUUGUAAUGCUGUCGACAGGAUGAGUAGAUGGAUUUGUGUUGCGGCUGUGCUUGCUAAACUGCACUACAAUACAGAGACGAACUUGUCAUGCUGGACCCCCAAAAUUUCUCGAUUUGUGUUGCGAGAUCCCUUGACUCUGGUGUGGGGACGUUUUUACAUAGGAUAGCUACGUGACGAACCUGAUGUUCAUGUCCUCCUUCCUGGUCGCCACGCACGAGGUGGCGCUGCCGAACGGCAACACGAAGCUAUCCAAGAAAAAAACUGUGUUAGUGUAACUUUCUUUGGCUGGCAGCAUCACAAAUUUGCUUUACAUGACAGAGAAAACCUGUCAUGCGUGGAUUGUAAGGCAAAACACACAGGAAGACAGGACUACAUGGCUGUCUGGCAUGACAGGUGUAACUCUGUUGCAUGUUCUGCAUUACAGAGUUACACUUACACAGUUUUUUUCUUGCAUAGAAGCAGUACUUCGUGUACUGGCUGUACGACGCGGAGGAGGAGAUAUGACAUGCAAAUAUGUCUGGGUCUGGAAGACUGCGAGAUUUGUCAUGCUUGUCUGGCAUGACUCUGUGUUGCGUGGCCACGAACAGUUCCCUCUGCCUGUCAUGCAGAAAUGCAGUUUCUCGUGCGGAGUACGCAACACAACGCGACGAAAAAAUCUGUCAUGCUUGGCGCUGCAUUACAGAGUCGUGAAUACUAAGCACUCUGAGAGUCAGUGAAUACUAAGCACUCUCAGAGUGCUUAGUGAGAGUGCUUAGUAUUCACUGACGUGCAUUACAAGUUUCCAGACCCAGACAUAUUUCCAAUGCAUAGGAGAAUAACUUGAACAACUUGUCCGACUUGUUCCGCAUGUGCUACAUCAGCGACAGUGCCGCGUCCCCGGAACUGGCGGCCUCCGGGUCGGUGACCAGUUUGCAGCCCAACCCGGACUACUCGUUCGCGCUCGUCACCACCGCGUCCGGGGCCUUGUUCAAGUUCUCCCUGCUGACGCAGCCGGAGCUCGACGAGGUCGCACGAAAAUUGGAAGAAGACAUCCUUGGCGAAGCCGAAGAGCUAGCACUGGACUGGAAAUUUCUCUCCAAGUGCCACGUCAACUUCAUCACCGCGAGCUGCUUCCUCUUAUGCGUUGGAAAAGAAGUUGUAUUCUGUUGCAUUCGUCAUGCUAUGUAAAAAUUGCAGAAAUAAUUGCAGCGCACGAUCGGUUGACGAGGUGAGUUCUGACCUAAGUUUACUCAGCGAUGUUGUACGAGUACAACAGAAAUUCAGCUUUAUUUCCACUCCAUACCCACACGACGCGGACAAUUCUUUCGUAACGGCGGAUGAGACCGGGCUGAUCCAGAGCGUGGCGCAGAGCGGGGCGGUCAAGACCGUCCGUCUGCCCUACGGGAUCAACACCAUCGCGCCGCUCGCGGCGGACGGGGCCAACAGCAGCCUUCUGGUCGGCACCGAGUCUGGCGUGAUCCGGGUGCUGAAGCUGCUUCCGAGCGGGAACUGCGAGACGCUCGACACAGUGCGGCUCGCGUCCUUCGGCUUCUCCGCCCAACUCGCCUGGAACAGCACCGGGAAUCUGUUGCUGGCGUCGGCCUUUGACAGUGUGAAGGGGUGCAGCCUGUUCGCAAUCGCGGUCGAGGACAAAAAGGCGCUGAAGUGUUACGGCAAAAUACCGCUGGGCACCGACCCAGAUGGGGUGGAACUGGACUCCUGCGCUGUGGAGGACGUCGCAUCCGCCAGUUCCGACGCGUAUCAGGCGAAAAAUUUGCUAGCAUAGCUCGUCUGAUUAAAUAGCUGGCGGAACGUUAAUUCAUAAUAGAAAGGAAAGUUGUGCUGAAAACAGUCGACGUUCGUAGACGACAUCUUCACGAUGGUCUCUUCUUGUGGCUUCAUCUUCAGGCACUUAGCCAAGACGGAAACGCAAAUGUGGUACUUUUACAACUUACUUUGCAUGACAGAAGCUCCCACGAGUCGCGCGUAGCUUUUUUUUUCCCCUCGAUCAUUCGUUCAGCAGCACGUGUGCGGCCGUCGGAACGGCGACCUACGCGAGUAGUCUCUCCGCCAGUAACCGGCUCUGGACGUGGAAGACAACGCAAGAGGCGACCAGCAGCUGCAACGUGGAGACCGGGUUCUUGGAAAAAGUGGUCGUUACGCCCGUGCAACUCGGCGCCGAGCCGUGUUCGGUCGCCAUGUCAAAUGCGGACCCGGACACGAUCUACGUCGGCUACUGCAACGGCGUGGUCAGCUCGCUGUCCUUUUCGGAAAUUCUGUCCGCGCAAGAAAAGGUGAAGGCGCUUUUGCUGCAGCGGGAGCAGGAACUGGCUGCAUCCGCCGCGGCCGAGCCGACCGGGGAACCACCCGCCGCGGAGGCCGGCGAGGAAUCCGCUGCACCCGGAGGGACGGACGACGAAAACGCCAAACCGGAGGAGGAGCCGGAAUUGCCCAAGAUUCUGGUCACCACCUCGCUGUUCCCGGGGCCCGCGUCCGGCGCGUACGCCACGCCGGCGACAAGCAGCACAUCGGUGUUGACGAAGGAGACCGUGGUCGCCGAGGCGGUCCUGGUCGAGCACGAACAGCCAAUAUCGAGCCUGCGGUGCAUCACCAGUUCCCUCCUCGCGGCCGCCACCAUGGACGGCGUGGUGAUUCUGGUGCAGAAAAGCAUGCCGAUACGGAAGUACCAGCUUGCCGACCCGUUUGGCGGCGGGAUAUGGAGCUUCGCGGCGCAGAUGAGCAGUAGCAGCUCGUCGUUCUACGGGCUGAUGACCUCCAGUAGCGAGGUGUGCACGUUCAGCGUGGACAACGUGGUCACCGAGGGGAGCUACGUCGUACAGGAUUGGAAAGACAUGAAACUCGGCAGAAAUGUCGCAGUAGAAGCCAAGGGCGAAAGCGAGACGGAGAUGGCCGUUUGGAGUAUAAUCUUAAAGUUGCUUUUCUACUAGGAAGUAGGAACUUCUGGCCGCUCGUCGGUCUCAGUCUUUCUGUCGAAACUCUUGCAAGUUGUUUUUUUUUCUACAGCUGCAAAAGAAAAACUGCAAACUUCUAUUCGUACUAAUAGAAGGACUGUAAGGGAAAAAAUCACCACAACCUUCAGAAGAAAAUUCUUCAGAAGAACCUUCAGAAGAAUUCAAAAAUCUUCUGAAGGUUCAAAAGUGACUGUUAGUUUUGAAAAAGACACAAAAUCGAAACGGAUGCAGGUCCUGUUUCAAAAAAAACAGUUUUUUUUUUCGCACCUUCAGAAGGUGACCUUCUGAAGCUUUUUGACCUUCCUGAAGGUUUUUGAAACCUUCAGAAGAAUUUUGAUGCACAAAAGCUUCUGAAGGUUUUUCUGCUGUCCAUUUUUGACCUUCCUGAAGGUUUUUGAUCUUCUGAAGGUGGAGCUUUGAAAACCUUCUGAAGGCCGAAUCAAUGAAAAAAAUGGCAUUUUUUGACAAAAAAAAUUGCAAAAAGUGACGCACUAUUUUUUCACCUUCAGAAGGUCAAAAAACCUUCCUGAAGGCCUUCUGAAGGUUGAGACUCUUCUGAAGGUCCAAAAAUCUUCUGAAGGUUUUCUGCAGCUUUUCUGAAGCUUGCAAACUCAAAAAGUGUUUUCUUCGACUAGCGCGCCGUGUGGAAAGAGCCCGGCUGGGCCUCGUUCGCGUUUAGAUGCUUCGCGCACUGCUGCCGCGAUUCCUGUCGCUCAAGAAGCGCCUGGCACUUUGUCAAGAAACCAAAGCUGCCCGCUUUCGUAAGGGCAAAAAGCGAGGGCUGGCUAGGUAGCGGACAACAGGCGAGCUCUUUCCUGGUUUCUUCCUGAUCUGGCCGGGCCUCCGAAGUAAAAGCCGCCAAAGCUGGCCACUAUUGUAAAGCGAGAAGCGACCUCGUUGCUUGUUCGUUAGUCUGGGCCCCAGAGGCGAAGCCAAAAGCUGGCCGUCUUUGUCUUCUCCCGAAUUUGGCCACUUCGAGAAAAGCAAAACGCGGCCACUUUAUUAGAGCCGACGAAGUCGAGCGUGAAAAUUUUUCAGGCCAGACAAAAUUUGACAGAGACUCGAGCUAAACAUUAAAAUGUGGCCUACGCUGAAGAGUUGUUGUAUUUUUUCCCACGCGGCGCACGCCGCGUGGAUUGGUUCUUAUGUACAUAGAAGAUGAUCUUCCCAUUUGCAAUUGCUUCUACGACGAACAGCGGCGGCCGCCGCGAGCGCGGCGGAGGCCGUGGGCGAGGAGGACCCGGCGGUGGUUGCCGCGAACGAACAGGCACGGCAGCAGCUGCAGUCAGGGCUGACAGAUCUGAGGAAGCGACUUUCGUCCUUCCUCACCGCCAACGGGUCGGCGCCCGACCUCGAGAAGCUCGACCGCGGCGAGUUUUGCAUCGACACCGAGGAGCGGGACUUUUUGGUGGAGAAGGCGGACAAGCAGUGCGAAGACAUCCGGGAUCGGGUGGAGCGGGAAAACCUGGCCCGGAACCUGAUCUGCAAGCGGCUGGUGCAGGAGUUCUGGCAGCCGAUGAAGACCCCCGGGUGCACGAUCGCCAGCCUGCAGGGGCCGCAGAGCGUCGCGAACUACCCCGAGCGGAAGCUGCACGCGAGCGAGAGCUCGCGGACCCGGAUGAUCGCGCAGCUGCGGGACGUAGAGCUGCUGGAAAAGGAGGAAGCGAACGUCGACAACGACUGGUAUCUGGACGCGGGCAAAUUUCUGCCCCCCGGGAUGGACCGGGCCUACUUUAUCAACUUCUACGGAGGUGACGAAAAUCUGUACUCGCCCACGACGGGGGAGGUAUAAAGAGUGAGUUGUACUACAUAGCAGGGAUCAAUCUACUUUUUUCCUCGUCUGGAAGUGUAAGUAUCUACUCAGCUUUCGCUGAAGAUGUGCAUGUAAAGAUUUCUGAAUUUCGUCGCGGAAAAAGCUGUCAACUGUUGAGAAGAUGUAGUCAAUGUUCUUGCCUUGACUCAACAACGCGUUCUUUUCCAGGGCAAGAAGCUGACCGAAGCAGAGCAGAAGGAGCUGGACGACUCUCUGGCGGUUAGAAACCGGGUGUACACCCCCUUUGAACUCACGACGAACAUGCGAAGAAAAACCCAGAUUGUGCUGUUGCAAACCCUCUCCACAGAUCUGCAGAAAGCUUUCAACCGGAAAUUCGGGAAGUGCCAGGGCACGAAGAAGGUACUUCUUUAAGGUGCAGCUUUUUAAUAUCACUUCUAGCUACUGUGGAAGCUGCUUGAUCGGAUUUUGAUCCUGCGUCGGUUGUAAGCGUCGCGGGGGUCCGAGAUGAGUUGUUCUCGGCGGACUGAAAAAAAAAAUGAUAACGGUUGUAAGAAGUUUCAUCUUUUUGCAUACGUUUUUUCAUGCUCCAAAAACUUUAUCAGGAAGUGAUGUCGCACAUCAAAGAGAAGAUAGACCGAAUUCGGUCCAUCCUGAAAGAGCUGCAGAUCGACGAGGUCGUCGACGAGCCGGAGCUGCUCGGCAAAGAAGUUCCGGAGUCCGUUUUGAAGGUGGAGGAGAAGGAAGUAACCGUCGCGAAAUACAUCUCGCCCGAGGAGAAGAAGAAAAAGGACGAGGAGGCCAAGCUGUUGGCUGAGAAGUCCGCGAAGAAAACCAACGACGCGGGGCAGCGUGCCUUGCAACAGAUGAUGGGCGGGCGCCUGAAGACGAACAAGGACCUGACGCCGUUGGAGCGGGUGGUCGACCGGGAGGUGUGGAUGGACGAGGUGCCGCCCGAGCACUGGACGGAACUGCAGCAGCAGCUGUACGUGGAGUAUGAGGCCCGGUGCGCGGCGUUGGCGACCGAGCAGGAGAACUACAAGCAGCUGCUGAACGCGGAGCUGACGAAGCUGCGCGCGGAGGUGCUCGAACUGAAAAAGAACUUUGAGGACAAGCUGUCCCUGCUCGCCGCGGACCGGCACCAGGCGGACCUGCAUUACUACUGGCAGGAGAUCUACAUCAUCCGCCUGUAUAUCAAAUGUAAAAAUGUCUGGGUCUGGAAGAAUGCAACUUGUCAUGCUAAAUCUGAGGCAUGCAAAAAUCUGUGUUGCAUGAUUACCAAAAGUCGUCCAGUUUUGCGAAAGUCGCGAGGGAGUUUCUCAUGCAGGAUAGGCAUGAGAGAGAUCGCGCAGAAUCUGUCAUGCUAGGUCCUGCAUUCCAGACCUCAUGGGUCAUGGAAAAGCUGCAUGACAAAUCGCGCACUCUUCCAGACCCAGACAUUUUUGCAUUUGAUACUGUUCUUGGCGUUGCUGCAAGCGGUGGAAGACCAAGGGAUUAAGGAGUUCAUCCUGCAAGAAAUACAGUCCGCGCAAGGCAAGGUGCAGGAGGCCGAGGAAGUGCUGGAGAUGUUCGCAGAAAAGGUAGUAUGUAGUUUAAGAAAUGCAUGACUGCAGUGCUUUUUGUUUUUGAUCGGUUCGAGCUGAAUUUGCUUUUUCUCGUAGCCGCCUACAGCCAUAGCUAAAUCGACAUUGCGCGCCUCCAGGUCCGUACCCACGAGAAGAUCCACGAGGAGCACGUGAAACGGGAUAAGGAGCUCGUGUCCAAGUUCCGCGAGCACUUCCCGCAGCUGGAACCGGAUCAACAGACCUUCCUCCUGAAGCUGUUCAAGCAGCGACCCCCAAAGCCCGCGGGGGCGGCGGGCGACGUGAACGUGAAGGGCCCGAUUCUGAUGCCGUUUCCGGUGACAAUCGAGAAGCUGAACCCCUUCAAGCCGCCCGUGGAGGACGCGGGCAACACGUCCCCGAGCAGCAAGAAGCCCGAGCCCAUGAUCGAGGUAGACUACAACGGGGAGAACAUCGACACCCUGCACGUGCCGGUGCUGCCCAAUCUGCCGGAGGAAACGCUGAAGUUCCCCGAGGACUGUUCCAUGGAGGGCAUCGGGAAGCAGAACUUCGACCUGAUGCUGGAUUUGAAGCACCAGAAGAUGCUGAUGGAGAUCGAAAUACAAAAGUUGAACGGGGUGCACGUGGAGAUGGUGAAGCUUAUGGACCACUACCAAGCCGAGGUGGAAACCAACACCGCGGUCUUCGAGAAGGAGGUGGACGACCUGCGAGCGCAUCAGAGCAUGAUUGAAAACGAGGAAGAGGACUACGAGAUAAUGGUGCAGCUGAAGCAGGUAGAAAAGUGUUUAUUGCUGUGUUGAAAACAUUGCUGGCUCGCAUCCUAGUACAGAAGUCGUCUGCAUUUGACGUGCCUUGAGUCAUGCGCUCGUUAUUAACCCAUGCCCUCCUUAAGCAGUGCACUAACUGGUUCUACUUGCGCCCCUUGAGAACUGCGCUGAUUAACUCGUGCGCUCGUAAAGGAGUGCGCUGAUUAACUCCUGUGCCUCCAGCUAAGUAGUGCGCUGAUUAACUCGCGCGCCUUUUAAGCACUGAGUCGCUUAAGUAGUGCGCUGAUUAACGCGUACGCUCAACAUUAAGCAGUGCGCUGAUGAACUCGUGCGCUCCUUAACCCCUUUAAUAGUGCGCUCCUUCGGUAGUGCGCUCCUUAAGUAGUGCGCUCCUUAAGUAGCGCGCUCCUUAAGUAGUGCGCUCCUUAAGUAGUGCGUUCCUUAAGUAGUGCACUGCUUAACUCGCGCGGCUCUUAAGUAAUGCGCUGAUUAGCAAACACACUGCUGCACCGCGUAAGUAGUGCGCUAAUUGAUUCCUGCGCUCCUCUAAUCCCGCGAGUCCGGCGAUACUUCAGUUUCGCGCGCUAAAACAUUCGUAAGUACUUUUUUCGAGAAUGAUUUCACGAUGUGCUGUCACAAAACAGGGGCAAGUUGAAGUGCCGCCCGCAGCGGUAGUCACCGACUAUUCCGACGCGCUGACGUUUCACAAGGAGGUGAUAGAAGCGAGGAACCGAAGGAUUCUUGAGCUCGGCGGGGAGAAGGUCGGACUUCUGGAGGCCGUUCGCGAGUUCCGCAAGAAGAUCAACAUGGUGGCGUACGACCAGAACAUGUUUGCCCUACAAAAAACCGACCUGCAAGAGCGAACCAAGGACGUGCAGUUCUUGCGUGUCACCAAGGACGUGCAGGAAAUCAUGAGCGGUAUACAAUUUUUUCUUUCCGCGGAAUGACGUGAAGAAAACGUUGCUUUUUUUUGCGAUUUCAGCGAAACUGUCGGUCCGAUGAGGAUCAACAUUGUUGCAGCGUUUGCAUGAUUGGAGAGCUGUACUUUGUAGAUCAUACAUGUUUUGCAAGGGCACGCAAGUAUGUGACCCCCACCUGAUCCCGACCUAACCAGGCGGCGACGAGAAGAAGCGGCAGCGAGCCAUCGAGAUUCUGGAAAAGAAGCUGGACCACGUGACGAAGGGCGGCGUGACCAACAUUGCGAACUGGAAGAUGAAGUACACGAAAUUGUCGCAGGACACACGGAAGCUGCAGAAGAAGAACGACGGCAUGUCCAAUGAGCUGGAUUCCGUGGUAAAGUCGGUGAACGAGCGGCAAAAGAUAAAGAACCUGCAGCAGGGCGGCACCACCACCCCGCUGCACAUGAUUGGCAAGCGGAAAAAGACCAUCGGCGGCGGCGGGGCGAUUGCGGAGUUGGACUACAAGACGCCCAACACGCGGUUCGCGGAGGCCCGGCGACGAAAAGUGAUGCAGGACCGCAUGACAAACCAGGACGAGGAGCUGAAGACGUUGCGGACCGAGCUGGACCGGCUGAGGCAAAAAACGUUCCCGUCCUUCGUUCAGGUGCACGACGAGAGCGGGCACCGCGGCGUGGCGGACUAAUCUGGCUGGUUUCCCGUAGAGGAUACUCAGCUAGGUAGAACCGUGCUGCACCUAGACCCAAAAGGAUCGCGGCUGCGAUUGAUUUCGGAUCCGCGGUUGCGACCCCGUCCCGUGGUCAAAAAUUAAGUACUAUGUGGAGUAAAGAAGCGAAAAAGAAACAUCAUUAUAAUGGAAGUCUAUAUGCUUAUAUGCACUAGUUGCACUGUAAAAAUGUUGUACUUCAAAUGCUUGCAGCUUCCGAAGGCUGAUCAACUAGAAACUUCAAGUAUGAAUUCGACAGAAAUAAACUUCAAACUCAGUCUGGAUUAUUGGAAACACUUUUGCUAUCAGACAAGCAAAGCUGGCGCAUGUGGAAAGUGUGCGCCAGCCAGCAAGAACGCAAUGCAGAGCGCUGCAGGCUGAAACGCAAAAACGGUCCUUCGCGGAGGAUCAAAUCUAAAGAAUAAAUUUGAUGUGAUAUUACAACAAACUUAGAAACCUUAUUUUAGUAUCCUUAUCUGAUUAUCGCAAACUCAAUGUAGCUGCGACCUGUUUCGCAGUUCGUGAAGUCGGUUCCUUUAUACCUUAACAAUAGCAGGCGGCAGAACAAAGUGAUCGGGGAGGAACAGCAUCUUUCUCAUCCGAUCAUGCCUUCGUGUCAAACGUCUUACCUAGCCGGACUCUGUAUCUUGUACUAUCAGCAGCUCGCUCACCGAGUCGCGCGAAACUACACCCACCGGAACGAGAGCCGGCAUCAGCAU
Molecule: messenger RNA, 11290 nt
Organism: Amoebophrya sp. A120
Lineage: Eukaryota; Dinophyceae; Syndiniales; Amoebophryaceae
Source: the annotation of a GenBank genome assembly